UUCUAUAAUUCAGAAGUCAAUUAGCGGAGCGGAAUAUCCUUUACCCGGAACACCCCUGUUCCACUGGUGGAUCUCCGGCAGGGGACAACCGCCUCAACCGGUGGCGCGCCGCCUUAUCGCGCCCUACUUAGAGAAUAAGCAUAUACUAAUUCAUAGCAUACGCAUCAAUUGAGUUGAAAAAACUCAUAUAGGGGAGCCCUAACCCUAACUGCGACAUGAAUCAGAAGAAGAAGAAGAAUAGCAAUGAACAGCAGCAAUUCGAAUACUGUGAGGUCUGUAGAUUAAACCAAAACCAAGGCCGCCGCCAUAAUUACUUCCCCAACCACAAAACCUCACUCGCCACGCUCCUCACACGCUUCCAAUCCAAGCUCACCGACGUGAAAUUCUUCCUCAAAACUCCGAUGCUUCUUCGCCCUGAGCACGCGCACCAAAAUCGCCUGUGGUGUCCGUUCUGUAGUUGCGACAUUCUGGAGCUCGAUAGCCACUUUGCUUGUGGAAAUGCGAUUGAGCAUUUGGCGAGCGUGGAGCAUUGGAAGAGUGUGAAGGGAUUUAUGUGGAAGUACGGAGGCGGAAUGGACCGCCUCGACUUGUUUCGUAUUUCUGAGGUGGAUUACGCCAAGUGGGAGAAAAAGUGCAGGUCAUUGAAGACUGAAGCUUCUAAAGUCAAAUCAGUUGUACCUGUUGUUGAACCAUUGAAUAAUAUCCACAAUGAACUGAAUGCUGACUGUGUUAAUAGUUUUCAAGAAAAUAAUGUCAAUGUUCUUAAUUUUUCCGUUACAAAUGGUGUUGUGCCUUUACAUAGCUAUACGAAUGAGAGAGCUCAGGUAUCUGGUUCAGUAUUAUCUUCUCUAUCAGAGGCUGGUCCUUCUUUACAUAAUAUGUCUGGGGGCAUACAAGUGAGACAUGCAGAGUACUUGAAGAAUUCAACAGAUUACAUGGAAAAUCGUCAUUGCUCCAAUUCUCUUGCAAGGGAAUCUUCAUCCUGUGGUUAUCUUACUAGUGGAUCUGUUUACCCAGGAGUAAGAAUAGCUAAUGGAGAGGACAUAUCUCUGGGUUUCCCAAAAUUGACGCAAAUUUCUUCUACAUCUCAAGAAGGCAUUGAAGGAAAUGUUCACACUGGAGCACCUCCACCUUGGUUUGAUGCGACAAAAGGAAAUAAGCCUGAUCUUGCAUGGAAACCAGAACUGAGGGGUCAUGUUUCGUCUAAAGCAGGGAAGUCCUCAAAAUUGAACCAAAGACGUGUUGGAGCUGCUUGGGCAGAGAGAAGAAAACUUGAAUUGGAGUUGGAGAGUAAAGGAGGACAUGUUAAUAACAAUUUUGAUGCUAAUUGGCUCCCUAAUUUUGGUAGAGUUUGGCAGUCUGGCACGCGAAAAGAAUCUCGAAAAGAAUUCCAGGCGGAGAAUAAAGCAACCCACAAGGCUGAUCAUCAAUCAGAGAUGCUCAUGCCAUUACAGCCUUAUAUCAGCAAAAGAAUGCGUAAAGAUGCAAGUGAAUGAUAGUUUUGACCAACAAGUUCAACAUCAAGCAAUUGUGUCAAGAGAAUCACAGAUGUAACAGCUCUAUCUGUAUCUUGUUGAGUUAGCUUAGGUAGUAUUCUUUUGGAGAGGGAGAUGAAGUAGAUAAAAACACUAUUGAAAGGAGCUGCAUCACAGCAUAUAUCCUGAAGUUCAAAAUUGUAGCUCAAUCAGCAUUAGUUUUGUCCAAACGGUUGAUGUGUUUUUCAACGCCCUACUACUUCUAACAAAGACACGAAGAAAAUGCAUGUGAAAUUUGAUAGUCCCCAACAACUGUUAUAUGUAUAUCCACGUUUGCUGGCCAGAUUACUGUAAAAUUGAACUAGACAAACAUUUUUAUGAGUAAACUAGAGGAUAAUGUGAUAGUUUGGCAAGUAUGGAUGUUUUCUUCUCUAACUUUUUAAUGAUCAAAUUGCAACUAUUGAUGUUGCAUGAGGUUCAAGGUCAUGGAACACGUUUCCUACAUUUACAUGGUCC
Messenger RNA from Sesamum indicum (sesame), 1991 nucleotides. Its product is annotated as coiled coil protein. The record is from RefSeq and is a predicted model, not a curated record. Lineage: Eukaryota; Viridiplantae; Streptophyta; Magnoliopsida; Lamiales; Pedaliaceae.